UUCGCGGAAAAACACUGUGACAUGGAUGUAUUUUUAGGCUGUAACGAAGUAGAAACUUAUUCCUUAAAUGUAGUUAAGGACAACGAAUGUACUAGAAACCAAUUUAUAAAUGAAAUGAAUUUUGAUGAUGACGUACAUUAUGUUUGUUUAUCCAGCCCAAGAACAUAUUCAUGUCAAACAUCUCUUGGGUAGCGUAUUAUAAUGUGUCAAUUUACAUAAUGGAGAGAUCAGCUCUGCUGUUUAGAACCAUAUCUGAUUUUUUUUCUGUUUCCUUCCAUUCGGAAUGUAUUCUUUGAUGUAUCCGCUCUUAUGUUGCUACAUAUCUAUGGCUGCCGCAGCUCUUGCUAAUGCUGCGGGAAACACAUAUCACUUUUGGGACUAUGAAGAAACGUGUCAACAUUAUAAUAGUAUAAUUAAUAAAACUGACGAACAAUUGACCAAGUUCCAACAGACUCAAAUCAAAUGUACCGACGUAAGUGAUGAGAUUAAAUCAGAUAUUUGUGCCGAUUACAAGAGUAAAUUUAAUAAUGUCCGUUUGCUGUGCCGAGAGUUUGACUCUUUGACAUAUACUUGGGACUAUCCAAUGAACGAUAAUACAUCAACCAGCAAACUUGUAGUUGCUGUUGAACUCAUUUCCCAUUGCUGCAACAACGAAACCGAACCAAAAACACAUUUAUCAAAAAUAUCUACAGGGUCGUACAUCCGAUUCGAAAACCUGGAAUCGAAAACGUGGUAUGCGGCCAGAGUCCGAUUGGUAACUAAAAACGGUACCCUGUGUCGUCAGCCUGUAGUAGAUGUCCAAUCCGAGCACACCCUAGACAAGUCGGCAACACCCGAACCUGUCGAAUCGUUGAACGUCACCUACAAGUUCGACGUUACCAAAGCGCCAAAACCCUUGAGUACGCUGCUAAAAUGGAAACUUUCACCGGACAAGAAUUGUCAUUACAAAAUCAUAUACUACCCGAAUCAUUACAUUGAUGUUCGUUAUCCUAUCGUCGACGAGGCAGAGAAAACUGGCAGCUUCAAACUCACAAAUUUGUCUCAGGACACUCAGUACACUGUGAAGAUGUGUCCGUCUUACCAGAAGAACAAUAGGAAAGACAACAGCUGCAAAGACUUUACGUUCUACACGCCCAAGUGUUUAGACUCAAAGCCUUCAGAAGAGUGUCCUCCCUUGCAACCUACUAAUCUCACAAUAAAGUUAUAUAACAGAAAAGACGGACUGUACAACGUGAAUAUGUCGUGGAAGGGUAGCGACUACGCGGAAUUCUACACGGUAAAAAUGAGCUCAGAGUCUAAGAACGUGACGGGCAAUACUUCGGAAGCGCUCUUCGAAAACAUAAACCUGAACGACACUUACUUAGCCAGCGUACAAGCGUUCAACCGGAACGGCGGCAGCCCAGAGUUGAAGUUGCAGCUACUGCCGCCCAUUGCCAAGCCGUCCAGCGGCAGUAACUAUUACUUGUGGACUACGGUCGUCGUGUUGGCAUUAUUCGCUGUGGCAGUGGUCGGCAAACACGUGCACCAGAAGAAAAUGGCCGUAAGAAAGGCGUUGGAGAUUACCGCGUACGAGUUGAACGUACUUAAAGGCCUUGAGGACGUGGACCUGCUGAUGGACCGGAAGAACGUGGUGGUCACUGAAGAACAAUUGGGACGGGGUCACUUCGGCGUCGUCCGUAAAGGGCUCGUCAAGACCGAAGCGACCGGCGAGUAUCCAGUGGCGGUCAAGUCUCUUCAGGGCCGGCCGAGUAGUCGGGACAUGGACAUGUUUCUAGGCGAGAUAUUACUCAUGCAAAAGGUCGGCAAACACCCGAACAUCGUGUCCAUGGUCGGCUGCUGUGUGGACGUCAACAGCCGGUGCAUGUUGAUUGUCGAGUUUUGCCCGCUGGGAGACCUGCUGACGUAUCUAAGGAAAGUGAAUAUGAAGCCGUGGUACUCAAACGAGCUGGGUGACCUAAAGACCAUGUUGGCCAAUUGGCAAGACGGUAAUGAAGCGACGACGACUACCUCACCAGUCGUGUCCAACAACUGUUACAUGUACCACAACGAGCAAGAAAUAUUUUUAUCCUCCGGCGACCUCUUGCGAUUUGCUAGCCAAGCCGCCAACGGAAUGGUGUUCUUAGAGAAAAACCGGAUUGUACACCGUGACCUCGCCGCCCGCAAUGUUCUAUUAAGCGACCACCAUACGAUAAAAAUCUGUGAUUUCGGAUUAAGCCGUGAUGUGUACGAACAAAAUCUUUACACAAAAUCUAAAGACGGCGACCCUCUACCAGUUAAGUGGAUGGCCUUGGAAUCACUUAAGCACCGCGUGUACACCACUCAGAGUGAUGUGUGGUCGUUUGGAGUUCUUUUGUGGGAGAUCACCACACUGGGGGGUUGUCCCUACCCGUCGGUGCAGUCUGCCAAAUUAUACGAGGUGUUGCGCAGGGGAUACCGUAUGUCCAAGCCGGCUUUGUGCUCUGACAGACUGUAUAAAGUCAUGCUAGAGUGUUGGCACCCAGAACCCAACAAACGGCCGAAAUUUGUCUCCAUCAAAGAUACCAUCGACAGCAUAAUAGAAAAGCAAAACGAGUAAACAAAUCAUAGUAAUAAUAUCUUAAUACCGAAAUAAUUAUCUAGUUAAUUUAGUUUUUUUAUCUAGUUACAUCAAUAUGUACUUUAAUAAUAAAUAAUAAUAUAACUGUAUACAUACAUAAAACAAUAAAUAUCAAUUAUGUUAAAUAUAUAUUAUUCUCUUGGUGAAAAAAACAAAGGUGUCAAACAAGACCAAAGGAAGAAGUUUAAAAAUAUUAUUAACUAGAUACUUCAAACUUGGCAUCUUUGAUGACUAACAAGGAAGAAGACGAAACAAUUUGGGUUAGGAAUGCAUGUUGAGCGGAUGGAUGUGGUCUUGCAAAAACGUUGAGUUUGGAUGUAGCUUUGUAGCAGCCUUGGGAGACGAUAGCGGCACGCAUUUGUAUUGUAUGAGUCGCUGCCACUGGUAGCAAAAAAGGCUUUGGAUUGACUACUCCCACCCAACAGAAAUGCUGACUGUCCACAUCCGAUCUAAAAAAAAAAAAAAUUGAUGUCAAACAUUUUAAUUUGUACUAUAAUUGUGUAUUAGCUUUAAUGCU
Molecule: messenger RNA, 3113 nt
Organism: Adelges cooleyi (spruce gall adelgid)
Lineage: Eukaryota; Metazoa; Arthropoda; Insecta; Hemiptera; Adelgidae
Product: tyrosine-protein kinase receptor torso-like
Exons: 8
Coding region: 284-2575 (763 amino acids)
Biological process (GO): positive regulation of kinase activity; protein phosphorylation; multicellular organism development
Cellular component (GO): signaling receptor complex
Molecular function (GO): ATP binding; transmembrane receptor protein tyrosine kinase activity; protein binding
Source: RefSeq, a predicted model, not a curated record